Halichondria panicea is the source of this 2261-nucleotide messenger RNA. Its product is annotated as lamin-B2-like. Gene Ontology annotation, biological process: nuclear pore localization; protein localization to nuclear envelope; heterochromatin formation. Gene Ontology annotation, molecular function: structural constituent of cytoskeleton. Gene Ontology annotation, cellular component: nuclear envelope; nuclear lamina. Lineage: Eukaryota; Metazoa; Porifera; Demospongiae; Suberitida; Halichondriidae. The transcript has 12 exons. Bases 153 to 2006 code for a protein of 617 amino acids. The record is from RefSeq and is a predicted model, not a curated record.
UCAGCUGCGCAUGCGCACUAAGAAUGCCCCUGUAUGACGUGUGUGUGGCUAGUAUUUGAAACUCGUGUGCAUUUUCAACGUACAAGAAGAAAAGUCAUCUCUCCCUUUGUAUUCAGCCCAACAGAGUCUUGAGUCUCUAUAAGGAAAUCAAGAUGAGUCAGGAAAACGUUUCACCUGCUCGAGCUUCUCGAGUCCAAGAGAAGGAAGAGUUGGCCCACCUCAAUGACCGCUUUGUCCAAUACAUUGACCAGGUAAAAUCCAUGAAGGAGUUGAACCGCCGCUUAGAAAUGGAGCUCUGUAGCACCAAAGAGCAAUUAGGAACCGAGACAGCGGCUGUCAAAGAACUCUACGAAGGGGAGCUUGCCGAUGCUCGGAAUCUUAUUGACGAGACUGCCAAAGAAAAGGCUCGCCAGCAAAUUAAAGUUAGCAAGCACGAAACUCGCAUUGAGGAACUUGAAGCAGAGCUGAAGACUUGCAAGGAGGAACGUGACCGUUUUGAGACCCAGUUAACUGCCUCUGAGCGAAGUAACACCUCCCUAGAUGCCCAGCGCAAGUCUGCUCUCGCUGACAAAAACAGGCUCCAGAAGGAGGUGAAAAACCUUCAAGCUGAGUUGGCUGAGAUGCGUGAAGGCUAUGAGUCAUUGCAGGGUACUUUGGAGGUUGAAACUUUGAGCAAAGUAGACCUGCAAAAUAAAUGUCAAUCUCUUAGAGAGGAGCUCCUUUUCAACAAAAAACUCUAUGAAGAGGAGCUGUCUGGCCUUCGUAACAAGCUCUCCUGGUCUGUGUCCACGCCCGACACAGACUUCCAGGCCCAGUUGGACCACCGUCUGGAGAUAGCCAUCGAUGAGUUGAGGGAUAAGAGCGAGGCUGACAUUGCUGACUACAAGAUCCAGAUCGACUCUGCCUACAAGGACAAGAUCACAGCCCUUGAGAAUCAGUGUGCCCGUGACUCUGCCACCAUCUCUAAGCUAAGCAUGGAGAUCAAUAGGCUCACCUCCGGCCGAUCUGAUCAGGGCAGCGAAAUUGGCAAGCUGCAGAGAGCCAUUGAAAAGCUAGAGUGUGCUCUGCGUGACAAGGACGAUGAGCUGGGUCGUGUGUGUCGCCAGCACACCGAUGAUAUGUCACAGACGAUGGACGAGCUGCGUACCACUCGAGAGAGCUACGAGGUCAAAAUACGCGAGUACGAGCAACUCAUGGACCUCAAGGUCCAGCUGGACCAGGAGAUUGCCACCUACAGGGCACUACUGCAGGAGGAGGAGACCAGACUAAACCUGACCCCUACCCCCCGUGAGAAGCGCACCCGCACUCGCACCCAGACUGGGGGGGAGCCUGUCCCCAUCCCCAAGAAGAUGCGUCUGGAGACCCCCCACACCCAGGCCAAAAAGUCCUCAGUGAGCUCCAGCGCUGUCGGUCGUAUCCAUAUCACUGACGUGGACCCAGAGGGACGCUACGUCGAGAUCAAGAACAUGUCCGACGAGGUUGAGCCCAUCAAAGGAAUCAAGAUCCAGCAUGAAGUGGAGGGAAGAAGUGAGAUGAUUUUCCGUUUUUCUGCCAAGUCCAAGCUCCAAGGAGGGGCUACCGUUACCGUGUGGAGUGGUGAUGCGGACGGAGCAGUGCACAACCCUCCCAGCAACCUUAUCUGGAAGAACCAGUCCUGGGGCUCUGGACAAAAGACCGUCACCAAGCUCAUCAAGGGAUCAGAUACGAUUGCCCAGUUCAACCAGAGCAUUGAGAUCUCCCCAUGCAAGCCACAACAAGAACAUGACAGUGGCACCGGAUUUCUUGACUCUAGUACUCGCUCCUUUCCAAGCCUUCCCGACGAUGCUACCGAAAGGGAUGCUUCUGGUUCUGGUUCUGGUUCUGGUCGUGUUACCAUGACGACUCGCUACAGCUCAUCCACCAGCAGCAGCAGCCGUGGGGCCAGGGACCAGAGGGGCGGGGGAGAGCAUAUGUUUCAUCAGCAGGGAGACCCAGCUGCUGAGGAGAAGACCUGCGUCAUCUCUUGAAUCAGUCACAGGAAUGGCUGAGUUGGCAACAUAUAGGACUAAAAAAGGUUGAUAGGUUUUCUUUUUUGUUACUGUAGUGUAUCCAUAUUAACCCAUUUCACACCUUCUAAACUGUCAAGACUAGUUAUAAUUACAUGAACUUUAGAUUGCUUAGCAAAAUAUUACAUGUGUACACACUUACUUUGUUUCUUUUUGCUGUUUUCUGUACUUUGGUAUUCAACGCCAUUAAAUGAUAAAAGUGUUGUUUCAACAUAA